GGUGGAGAAGGAGGAGGAGCAGGAGGUGCUGUUGACUGAGACUGGAGGAGGAGCACAAACAGUCGUCCAGACUCUUCACCCAUCUGCGUCUCUUCUCUUCAGACUCGUCCUGGGCCGUGUGCAGCAGCUGUAGCCACGCCCACUCCUCAUCUCACCAGAUGAGGUCAGAGCGCCUGUCAGUUAUCAUGUGCUGAAUUAGUUUCAGAGCCGAUGAGAUGGCGGCGGCGUCCCCCAGCAUGCAGAGCCUCGAGGACCGCUCUCACCCCCGCACGCUGCUCAGCCGGCUCGGCGAGCAGCGCUCCCACGGCCUCUUCUGUGACGUCACCGUGGUGGUGGAGGACGUGAAGUUUCGGGCCCACGGGAACAUCCUGGCCGCCUGCAGCGGAUACUUCAGGAACGCUCUGACGUCUCCGGAGGCCUGGAGCUCCGGCCAGGUGCUGGAGCUGAGGGACCUGAAGUCCGAGGUGUUCGCCAGCAUCCUCGACUUCAUCUACUGCUCCGAGGUGACCUCCCCCGGUCCAGAGCCCCCGGGGGGGCUGGUGGCCGCUGGGAAAAGACUGGGCAUCCCUUUUUUAGAGAAGCUUGCAGAGCAACAGGCCGGACGUGUUGGAUCCACAGACCGCAGGGCUCCGGAGGCCAUCGCCAGAGGGCCCCGCAUCACCAACGCCUUCUCCAUCACCGAGGUGUGUCCGGGGAACCACCAGUUCACGCCUCCGGUCCAGACCAGAGAGAGGCUCCCACCGACUGACCCCUCCCCCUCCCGCCUGUCGGAGCACUCGUACGCAGUCAGCCGGUCGGCUGGAGGCGCGGACAGCAAGCCGAAGCUCCUCGACGGGAACGCCGGCCCUCUGAAGAAGCGCCACAGGCUGAGGGGAACUUUGUGUCUCGGCAUUCUUCCGGCUGCGGCUGGAACACCGACAGAUAAACUCACGCUGGCUGCACCUGCUGCCGCCGCGAGCCCGCCGCCGCCGCUGACUUCAGAGGCAGAGGCCGGCGUCGGCUCGCCUGACGACGCUCUAACGGAGCGAGGCCCCCCGACUCUGUCCCGCCACUCAGAGGACAGCAUUUCCAUCGACGGGUGUGACCUCUGCCCCGAGGUCUUCACCAAUCGAGCUCUGCUCGGCGUCCACGCAGAGGUGCACAACAAGCGCUUCGUCAGUCAUUUGUUUUGCAAGUUCUGUCACAGGAAGUUCAUCCACCUCAAGCGGCUUCGCCACCACGAGCAGGCCUGUCCCCGAGCGGCCCGCGGCGCUCCUGGCAUCUCCAGCAGAGAGGCGGAGCUCCAUGCAGGCGGCGCCCCGGACACGGCAGAGCUCUCCACGCCGUACGCCCCGGGACCGCUUCCACCGGAGCGACCCCACGCGGAGAGGCCGGCGAGGCGGUACGGCUGCAGUGUGUGUCAGCGGGUCUACCGCACCGUGUCCAGUCUGAAGCGCCACGAGAACGUCCACUCCUGGCGGCGGGCGUAUCCGUGCCACUACUGCAACAAGGUGUUUGCGUUGGCCGAGUACCGGACCAAGCACGAGGUCUGGCACACGGGCGAGCGGCGCUACCAGUGCAUCUUCUGCCUGGAGACGGUCAUGACGUAUUAUAUCUUAAAGAACCACCAGAAGUCGUUCCACGGCAUCGACCCCGGCCUGGCGGUGAAGAAGAAGUCGGCCAGCGUGUAUCCCAUCAAGCUCUACAGGCUGCUGCCCACGACGUUCAGGAAGAGGCGCUACAAGACGUACAGACAGACGUACGCGGAGGAGGAGGAGCCUGCGUUCCCUCUGACGUUCAUGGCCACGACGAAGACGGUGGCGCCCGUCGUGCCUCGCAUCGGCUUCGGCAAGCCGGACGUGGAUGGAAGCCCGACCCGUGGCGUGGACAUCCAGAGGGGCUCGAGAGCAGAGGACCGCGUCUCUGUGCAGGCGGAGGCUCCGGGAGGUCUGCCGGGGCUCAGGGACUCGGCGCACAUCGGUCACGUGCCGUUCCUCAACUCUUUGAGCGCGGUGCAGAGGUUCGGUGAGUUCUCGGCUUCUGCAAAAAGAGUCGAGGAUAUGACCACGGAGACGCUUCAGUCGGGCGCCGACGGUCCGGGGCGCGACACGAAGAUGGGAGCCAAGACAGAAACGUACAUCGCCAAACCCGCGUGCCCGGGUCCGUCCGUGGCCGGCGGCGCCAUGCCCCUCUGUCAGAUAACCGUGAAGAUGGGCAAUGAAGCCGUCGUCCGGCGCCGGAUCAAAGGCUCCAAACUCUUCCCUCGAAAGAAAAGGAGACUUCGAGAACUGAGUGAGGAGGAGAGUCCUCCAGCAAGGGAGGAGUCCGAGAGCCCGAGGCUGAGACAGGAAGUCCCGUCCGCCACAGAGACGGAGACGCUGGACGAGCCCGACUGUGAUGCGGCGGACAAGCUGUGGCGUCCCUACUACUCCUACAAAGCCAAGAAGAAAAGGAAGAAGCUGAGGUUCAAGCACGGAAAGCUUCUGUUUCAGGUUCAUCCUGAACCGCCUCCCGCCGAGGGCCGCCUCGACAGAGGGGCCCGGCUCACGGACGAGAGCCCGUCAGGCGGCGGAGAGGCGAGACGGAGAGAGACCUCCAGCCCGAGGACCCCCUACAGCUGUGACAUCUGCGACAGCGCCUUCAUCACGGAGACGGGGCUGAGAGCUCACGUCAUCGGUUCACAUCCCUGCUUCUGCCGGACCUGUGGGAAGCAGGGGCCCCCGGGGGAGGCCCCCACCGGCGGGGACUACGUCUGCGACCGCUGUAUGGAGAUAGGCUCCUGCUUCGACAACGCAGCCAGGAGCCCCAACCCGGAGAAGAAGUACCGCUGCUCCUUCUGCCCCCAGCGCUUCCUCUACCUCGCCACCAAGAGGAGCCACGAGCAGAAGCACCGGGGGGCCGCGGAGGAGGGGUACGAGUCCGACGACUCGGCACGGCGGAGGGAAGACGACAUCAAAGCAGAGGACGGGGGCGGCGUCAUCAAGAGGGAAAGGCUGGAAGAGGGACGUGGUCCCAUUGGCUGCUCCAUCGGGCCGAAAGCUGAGGAUACGACGGACUUCACGUCCUCUUCAAACUUCAAAGGCCCGUUGUCUCCAUUGUUUCCCCCGACAACCCCAAAGAUGAAACAUAAAAUGUCUCAAAGAGAUGCUCAGCCCCCUCCUCUGACGGCUGGCGACGCAGAUGGAAACCAGGCCGUCGAGUCGGGGUCGAGGACAGCCGGUCCCGAGGGUCUGGAGAAGUCCUGCAGACCCUUCAGGAGAACCGACCCCGACUCUCAAGGUACCCACGCGUCUGGACGCAAGCCAGAGGAGUGGAUGUGCAAAGAGGAGCCGUUGUUUUAGAGGUCUGUGGACAUCGGCCAAAGAGGAAGUGAAUCGACUUCACUUGGGAACGAAGGUUGUGACGUUCACAGCUGAGCUCAAUAAAACGACUCUAAACACGAGGAACACGCAUGACUCACAUGAUGUGGCUCCGUGACGAUGGUUCACCCUCAGGACCAUAUGUUGGGAUCAUUUAGGACCUUCUGACAGACGUUGUCUAUGCAUCCAGGAACAUGAGUUGGAGAACUGAGAAGCUUCCUGUCGUUACAGCACCACUUUAAAACAUGUUGCACUUUAUUCAUAGACGACUAUAGAGAUAUUCUGUUGGUUCAAUACUUUGACCAUUCAAUAAGCACCAUUAAAAUCAUUAUCAUAAAAAACAUGUAAAACUACUUAAAUAAAUGUUGUAGGUAUUCUGAA
Molecule: messenger RNA, 3719 nt
Organism: Pseudoliparis swirei
Lineage: Eukaryota; Metazoa; Chordata; Actinopteri; Perciformes; Liparidae
Gene: zbtb38
Product: zinc finger and BTB domain containing 38
Exons: 2
Coding region: 216-3320 (1034 amino acids)
Molecular function (GO): protein binding
Source: RefSeq, a predicted model, not a curated record